Lactuca virosa is the source of this 2144-nucleotide messenger RNA. The record is from the annotation of a GenBank genome assembly. Lineage: Eukaryota; Viridiplantae; Streptophyta; Magnoliopsida; Asterales; Asteraceae.
CAAUGAGACAAACUCUGAACGUAAUCGAGUUGUCAAGUGGCACUCAUUCCGAAAGAGAAUUGAAAUUCGAGUCUGCAUCUGGUUUCAAUUGUCGUCGGCUUGCUGAUGGAUUCAAUUCAGUAGCCAAAACCAAUUUUGAUUUCCACCAGGUCACCCAUUUAUCACACCCUUUUCGCUCUACCCAAAUUAGUAUCGACGACGCCUAGUCUUCCCCAUUUCCUCUUCACUCUCCUCCCACUAAUUCUCCUUUUUUCUCUAUUUUCCAAUUUUACCUACUUGAUUGUUGCUUUUUCAACACGCUAAUGGGUGAAUCCGGAGUGAAAUCUGCUCUAGUUGACGGCAAUCUUCUCAUCGCCAAAGCCCUAGUACGCGGCGGCAUCGACCGCAUGUUUGGCGUCGUCGGAAUACCUGUUACCUCCUUAGCCAACCGCGCCGUCGCACUCGGAAUCAGAUUCAUCGCUUUCCAUAACGAGCAGUCAGCAGGAUACGCUGCAUCAGCUUAUGGAUACCUCACCGGUCGUCCUGGCAUCCUCCUCACUGUUUCCGGCCCCGGAUGUGUUCAUGGCCUCGCCGGACUCUCCAACGCUGCCGCCAACGCUUGGCCGAUGGUUAUGAUUUCUGGAUCCUGCGAUCAGAAGGAUGUCGGCAGAGGAGAUUUCCAGGAACUCGAUCAGAUCGCCGCGGUAAAACCCUUCGUUAAGUUUUCCGUUAAAGCAAAAAACAUCAACGAAAUACCUAAUUCGGUUUUCAGUGUUCUCGAUCAUGCCGGAUCAGGUCGGCCCGGCGGAUGUUACUUAGACAUCCCCUCCGAUGUGCUCCACCAAACAAUAACCGAGUCAGAAGCAAACAAAUUACUAGAUGAAGCAGAGAAUAGUAGAAAGACAGAUCCAAUUAAGAAAGUAGCAAAAGAAGAAAUCGACAAAGCCAUAUCUUUAAUCAGAAAAGCCGAGAGGCCAUUGAUUGUAUUCGGUAAAGGGGCAGCCAUAGCUAGAGCUGAAGAUGAACUCAAGAACCUAGUUGAAAAAACCGGAAUCCCAUUCUUGCCGACUCCAAUGGGCAAAGGUCUAUUACCCGAUACCCAUGACCUAGCUGCAACAGCUGCCCGAUCACUUGCAAUUGGUGAAUGUGAUGUCGCCGUAGUUAUUGGUGCUAGAUUGAACUGGCUAUUGCACUUUGGAGAACCUCCAAAGUGGUCAAAAGAUGUUAAAUUCAUCUUGAUUGACAUAGAUGAAGAAGAGAUUGAUCUCCGAAAACCCUAUUUAGGCCUAAUUGGGGACGCAAAAAGGAUUCUUCAAGUACUAAACAAAGAGAUCAAAGACGACCCGUUUUGCUUAGGUCGAACCCAUCCUUGGAUCGAAUCCAUAACCAACAAGGUGAAAGAAAAUGUGUCAAAAAUGGAGGUACAGUUAUCCAAAGUUGUUGUCCCCUUUGAUUUCUUGACUCCAAUGAGGAUUAUCAGAGAUAAGAUUGCUAGUUUAGGUAGUCCUGCUCCUAUACUGGUUUCAGAAGGGGCUAACACCAUGGAUGUGGGUCGAUCCGUUUUGGUUCAAAUGGAACCCAGAACCCGGUUAGAUGCAGGAACAUGGGGGACAAUGGGUGUUGGUUUAGGGUAUUGUAUUGCAGCAGCAAUAGCUUCACCUGAUCGGCUUGUGGUUGCUGUUGAAGGUGAUUCUGGAUUCGGAUUCAGUGCCAUGGAAGUCGAGACUUUGGUUAGGUAUGAUUUACCAGUGGUGGUGAUAGUGUUCAACAAUGGUGGUGUGUAUGGUGGUGACCGGAGAUGUCCUAAUGAAAUUACAGGGCCUUAUAAAGAUGAUCCAGCACCCACUUCAUUUGUCCCUGGAGCAGCAUACCAUGUUUUGAUUGAAGCUUUUGGAGGGAAAGGGUAUCUUGUUGGGACCCCUGAAGAGCUUAAAUCUGCUCUUGAUGAAUCUUUUAGUGCAAGGAAACCUGCUGUUAUAAAUGUCACCAUUGAUCCGUAUGCAGGUUCUGAAAGUGGUCGAAUGGAACAUAAGAAUUGAGGGAAUUUUUUUUUUGUAGUUUUUGUUUGUGGUUGAUGUCUUAAACUCAUAAAAUAUGGAGGAAAAGAACAUGAAUAAAUUUGAAAUUGAUAAUGGUUAUGGAAUGAACAUGUUGUAAUCUUGUUG